This is a messenger RNA of Gaeumannomyces tritici R3-111a-1, 2673 nucleotides long. RefSeq lists its product as hypothetical. The record is from RefSeq and is a predicted model, not a curated record. The coding region runs from base 609 to 2249 and encodes 546 amino acids. NCBI's taxonomy places the organism in Eukaryota, Fungi, Ascomycota, Sordariomycetes, Magnaporthales, Magnaporthaceae. The transcript is spliced from 2 exons. Gene Ontology annotation, biological process: sphingosine biosynthetic process. Gene Ontology annotation, cellular component: cytoplasm; intracellular membrane-bounded organelle; membrane.
CCCCUCUCUGUGGCGUGUCAUAUACGCGAUACGCGACUGCUAGCGCCAUUCCCCACAAAGGAUGGUGCAUUUCAUGUCAUUGAAGGGUUGACAAAGGCAACCUAUUCAGAUCCAAUACGAGCCCCCUCCGCUCUCAAAGCCUCGCCUAUGUCUCAUUAUAGCCCGGCAGCGGUGCUAGAAUAUCCGAUGGGGUGUGGGCAGACAUAAGAGAUGUCCCAUGUGGUCAAAAGAGCGUGCGCCGGCGUCUGAGAUGCUCAAUCGCAGUUUCGUGGGGUAUUGAAAUUAGGGAGCAACAGCCCUGUCAACCGCCAUCCCUGCAAGCCUGCCCAAAACAAUUUAGGCCCUGACAACGCGCUCCUUAUUGGCGCAACCGCCAGACUCAGUGGCCCCCGACCUGGACUCUGCGUCCCAAUAUCAACACUUGGAGCCAAGCGAUCCGUCUCCCAGGACCUGACAGCGCCACGAAUCGCGCCAAACACGGUUUUUCACAGUGUGUAAAUAUACAUACGCAGCACACAUCGCUCCAGCACCGCCCGACGGCCGACCACAGCAGGGGAUCUCGGGGCGGGACCAGACCCCCGGUGGUGCGACCACCACUCUCAUACGCAAUGGCGCACGACAGGGACACGCUCGUCCUGGGCUCGCGCGAGCUGGAGAUAUCGAAGGACGAGCUGCUGGUGCGGGGGACGACGGACGGCAGGACAAAGAAGAAGAAGUCUAGUAGGACCUGCGGCCUCGGCUCGUCGGGUGCCGCGGCCGACGCACCGCAGUCGAUCCCGCUCUACAACAUCCUCUGGGCCGAGGUCUCCGACGGUGCCCUGACCGUCGACUACGCCCAGGACCUCUCCAAGACCUGCCUGCGCGCCGCCAAGCUCUCCAUCCCGCUGCCAACGACGACGACGCCGACGCCGACGCCGCCGACCGAACCGUCAGCCGACGCUGCCGCCCCGACGACAACAACAACAACGACGACGGAUGCCCCGGAAGCGGCCGCCACGGCCUGGGCGGCGCUCCUGCUCGACCGCAGCUACGACGCGGCAUCGACGCGGCGCAAGCGCGCCUACGUGCUCAUCAACCCGCACGCCGGCCCCGGCGGCGCCGUCCAAAAGUUCGAGUCCGAGGUGCGGCCCAUCUUCGAGGCGGCGCGCAUGACCCUGACGGUGGUCACGACAGCGCGGCCGGGCGAGGCCUCGGAGCUGGUGCAGGCGCUGGACCCGGACGCGUACGACGUGGUGGCGGCGGCGUCCGGCGACGGGCUCGUGUACGAGGUCUUCAACGGCCUCGGCCGCCGGCCCGACGCGCGCCGGGCCCUGGGCUCCCUCGCCGUCGUGCAUAUACCCUGCGGCAGCGGCAACGCCAUGGCCUGCAACCUGUACGGCACGCACCGGCCCGCGGCGGCGGCGCUGGCGGCGGUCAAGGGCGUGCCGACGCCCAUGGACCUCGUCAGCGUCACGCAGGGCGGCACGCGCACGCUCAGCUUCCUGAGCCAGUCGCUCGGCAUCAUCGCCGAGGCGGACCUGGCCACCGAGGACCUGCGCUGGAUGGGCUCGUCCCGCUUCACGUACGGGUUUCUGGUCCGCUGCUUCAAGCGCGCCGUCUACCCCUGCGACGUCUCGGUCAAGGUCGAGAUGGAUGACAAGGCCAAGAUCAAGAAGUUCUACUCGCGCUACCGCUCCGGCUCGUUGGGCGAGGCCCCGGGUGAGGGCAGUGGCGGUGGCGAUGGUGGUGGUAGUGGGAGCAGCAACGCCGAUGAGGGUAGUAGCGUCGAGGGCGCGGGGGAGGGGCUGCCGCCGCUCAAGUACGGCACCAUCAACGACAAGAUCCCCGACGGGUGGGAGACCUUUUCCUUGGACAAGCUGGGCAACUUUUACUGCGGAAACAUGGCUUACAUGAUGCCCGAGAACAACAUGUUCUCGGCCGCCUGCAUCGACGACGGGCUGCUGGACCUCGUGACCGUCGACGGCGACAUCUCGCCGCUCAAGUCGGUCUCGCUCAUGACGUCGGUCGAGAACGGCAAGUUCUUCGACGACCCCCUGGUCAGCUACCGCAAGGUGUCGGCCUACCGCGUCACUCCGCGCAACCAGGCCGACGGCUACAUCAGCAUCGACGGCGAGCGCGUCCCCUUUGAGCCCUUCCAGUGCGAGGUCCACCGCUCCCUCGGCCUCGUCAUCUCGCGCCGCGGCCUGUACGAGGCCCCCGGGCCUCGGGGGUGGGACAAGGUGUCGGUCGCCGAGAGGAUCAUGGCCUGACCGGGGUCGUGUUUUCUUCUUCUUUUCUUCUUCUUUUUUUCUUUCUUUUCUGAUAUCUCUAUUCCCUGAUUAGUCCCGUCUCUAAUGGGACUUUGGUCGCCAGGGAAGAAGCUGCAGGGCUUUUUUGACGGCCUAGAGAGAUGGUGAUACCCUGUUAGAGCUCUGCUUAAUUUCUUGCCCGUUAUUUUGGAUUGUACAUUAUGCGUGCAGUGAUUUUACUCGGAGCAUCCGCCGUUAGGCUUUGCCCCGGUUUCCUUGUCAUUAGCACGUUGGCGAAGCUUUAUUGCGCCUUGCUCGUCAUAUAAUUUCAGUCGAGAGCCAAAGCUGUCCAAUUGAUGGCGUAUUUAGUGAUUUGACAUUAUUUCAUAGACUGGUUAAUUAUCUUAACACUCUCCUUUUAAAAUCCGGUCGCCAACACUCUAGG